Plasmodium vivax (malaria parasite P. vivax) is the source of this 2347-nucleotide messenger RNA. RefSeq lists its product as hypothetical. Lineage: Eukaryota; Apicomplexa; Aconoidasida; Haemosporida; Plasmodiidae. Bases 389 to 2347 code for a protein of 652 amino acids. The transcript has a single exon. The record is from RefSeq and is a predicted model, not a curated record.
GUGUCCACUGAGGAUAAAAACGCUUGAGCGAUUUGUCAGUUGGGGGAUAUCAACAAGAGAAAACGCCUCCGUGUUAGUGUGCGUCCUCGAAGAGGGUCCACUUGUUAAAGAGCCACUUCCUCAGUAGGAGUUUCUACCCAGGCGGGUGCCCCCGUACACCUGCGUGUGUGUGUGUGCAUGUCCUUCGAGAGGAGGGGACUCACGCUUGGCGCAGCGGCAGAGUUGCGCGUCACGGAGGUCCGAAAAGUUGGAAGUUGCAUAGAAGUUGGAGGCGAAGAAGCGGCGCAGCAACGGGUACGCAGCUGGACAGCAGCUAAGCAGCUAAGCAGCCAAACAGCUAAAUAGCUAAACUGCCACCCCCCCUCCACUGAAAACACGCGGGAAUAUAAUGGAAAGGCAGGGCGACGCAGCGCACGCGUGCGUAGAGGAGCAAGAGCGAGUGCCCCCCAAAAAAAAGUACAGCAAUUUGGUGAAGAUAAGAAAGAAGCAAAUGGAAGGAGGGGAAAAUAAAAAUGACUUGCUGUCGGAGAAGAAGGAAGAGAGGAGAGCUCUGGAGUUGUUCCCAGUGAUGGUGGAGGAAACGCCUUCCCUCGAGUUGAAGAAGCUCCGAGAGGGUAUCUGCAACUUUGAAGAAGGAGCAGACGACGUUAUGAUGAGUCUCUACAUGAGCAAAACGCCGUGCAAAAGAUACGACGAUGAUAUGAUCUGCGAAAGUAGCAAAUAUGUAAAAACGUAUAGCAGCAAGAAGAGGGUGUACACACCUAGGAAGGUGAGCAAGGGGAAUUUGUUCCAAUUUGAAAAUGAGGAGAGCGGCAGAGUCUCCAUGUUUAGCACCCCCAAGAGGAAAUACACAAAUAAGAGGAAGAUCAAUGAAAUGUUGAAGGAUCUGCAUGGGGGUCAAGUGGCCAACAGGAGUGUCUCCAAGAGGAAAAGAAAGAAGAAGUCCAUGUAUGAUGAGUUGGUCUACUUGCACACCCCCCGCAGGGAGAGGAGCGAGUACGCCGCCAAUGGGGUGGACGCCGCCAAUGGGGUGGACGCCGCCAACGGGGUGGACGCCGCCAGCCUGACGAGCGCCGCUGCCCUGGCGGGCAAGUGGCAAAUGCAGGAGUCGAACGUGCAGGAGCUGCCCGAGUACAUAAAGAACGAGUACAUCUCCUACCUGUGCAGCCCCCUGAAGCGAAGCGAGCGGCUGAUCAAGUCCAGGAUAAAUAAAAUGCUGAAUGAAAAGGCAGGGCAGGAGAAGCAAUCCAAUUCGGAAGGAACGGAAAGAGACCUGAACAGCAAUAACACCACGAGCCACACGUCGAGCUACUCAGGGCUAUCAAAGAGCGAAUACAUCCAUUGCGACUUUGAACCGGAGGAGGAGGAAAAAUGUUGGGAUGAUUAUUACACACAGGGGAUUGACAAAAUAAGGCCCUUUACAGGAAUAACAACGGAGCUAGCUGUAGACAUGAUCACCGAUUUGCUAAAAUCGAAGGUUAAAAAAAUCGUUGUAGAUGAGAAGGAGUUCUUUUCCCCUAUUACAGAAAAUGAUACCAUUAUGGAGAUAGGACAUGGGAACCACCCCCUUGCUGUACAAAUGUAUGAAAAGUGGGGAACAGUUGGAAGGUACAUAGGAGUGGAGUUCAGCGGAUUAGCUAGCAGGGAAGCUUUAAAAUGUGAAAAAUUAAAAAAAUUAUUUUUAAAAAGAAAAGUGGAAUUUGUAAAAAUAUUAAGUAUGAAGUACUUUGUGGAGGGUUAUUUAAAUGGCCUUGUGGCUGAGUCAAACAUUUCGCCCUGCAAUGUAAAAACAAAUUUUGUAAAAAUUAAUAGCUUUAAGUAUAUCUUCGCAAAAAGUACCUUAGAUUAUAUCACUUGCCGAAUGGACAAUAUUGGGAAUAGCUGUGACUGGGAAGAAGAUCUGCAGAUAUCUCCUUCAGUCGUUGACAUGUUUGAUAGCUUGGCAGACUCGUUACAGAAUUGUAAAAGCAAUAGCAACAGAUGUAACUCCUGCAUCAUUUUUGUGGAACCUAGUAACUCCUCCAAAUUCAGGGAUCAUAUUCUCACGAUUUUUAAGGUCAUUUACACUGCCACGUUUAAGUAUAGCAGUGCUGCUAGAUUUCUACGCCUCAGCAAAAUUACGAAUAAUCCAAAGGCCUGUGGGUAUAUGAUUGAGAAGCGGAAUGAGGUGUAUAAAAACUUUGAGGAAAUCAGACAGGAGUUCCUCAAGCUCAUCAUUAAGGCAUCCGUCACGAAGAACGUCGACGAGGUCGACUGGUACCUGCCCAGCGAGGCCCCCAAGAAGUGGGUCAGCGCCGACCCCGCGGACAUCGAAUACCUCGUCAAGCUGGACCGCCACAGCUUUUGA